AUGACAAGUGGAGGCGGUUUCAACUUUUCCUUCACGUGGGGUUGGAACCGUUCUCUGGCAUGCCGCUUGUCACCCAGAGUGACCCAGCACGCAUUCAAAGGAUUGCACCGUAACAUCAAGCCGGAGAUUUUCUGGAGUCAGUUGCAAAAGCGGUGGUCCCCUGGAUUUGAGAUACUCAUGGAUGAAGGACUCAACAAUGGCCUAUACAACCCCAACAACGCCUUAGAGCGUGAUUUCAUGGUCAACCUACAUAGUCCUUUCCUCCAGCAAGUGCGCGAGAAGUAUGCAAGCCCCAAUCAUGAAGUUUUCCUUCUAGUACCACCAGCAUUCCAUGAACUGGCCUCAACUUUCCUCUCAGACGCCGGAAAUCCUCUUGUCACCAUGAACAUGGCCUGGGAUGUAUAUUCCAUGCUACUCGAUCAUUUCCAUCUGCAUGACCAAAAGGUCCUUCAAACGAUGAUGAGAUCUGAGCCAGUUUCGCGUGGAGAUGGACGCCCUGACCUGGACUUCAUUGCCAUCGUGGAUUUCCCACCUUACCGGCCUCGACUUCAUGACAAAGCACAAGGCUUCGCUGCAGGUGUAAUAUACUCAUCAGAUGAGGUUUCAGACGACGAUUAUGUUUUGGGAUGGACACAGUUGGGUGGGAGCGGAACACUUGUGGUUGGGUCUGCAAAUCUCCUUGCAGCUCACGGGAAACCGAUAUCGAAGGCUUUUGACAUUUUUGAUGGAUGUGACUGGAACCCCAAUGAGUGA
Messenger RNA from Serpula lacrymans var. lacrymans S7.9, 753 nucleotides. RefSeq lists its product as uncharacterized. The record is from RefSeq and is a predicted model, not a curated record. The transcript is spliced from 6 exons. Lineage: Eukaryota; Fungi; Basidiomycota; Agaricomycetes; Boletales; Serpulaceae. The coding region runs from base 1 to 753 and encodes 250 amino acids.